UUUGAGUCCAGGGGAAGCUGAUGGAGUUGGGCCGGUUCGGGGAGCAAGAAGCGGAUGAAUAACGGGUUUCAGUCCGAAUCAAGCGGGUUUUAACGAGUUUAUUGGGACAGAAAAAUGUCCUCCUGGUAUCUUCUCUGCCUCGGGACUCUCUGCGUCCUCAGCUCCGUGUGGGCCGAUCGGCGGAAGCUGAACCCAGAAAAUCUGCUGAUCAUCACCGCGGCAACGGAGGAGACAGACGGCUUCAACCGCUUCAUGAGGACGGCCAGAGAGUUCAACUACACCGUGAAGGUUCUGGGUCUGGGCGAGGAGUGGAAGGGUGGUGACGUGGCUCGGACCGUGGGUGGAGGUCAGAAGGUCCGAUGGUUGAAGAAGGAGCUUCUGAAGCACUCUGAGAAGAAGGAGAUGAUCAUCAUGUUUGUGGACAGCUACGAUGUGAUAUUUGCUUCGGGUCCAGACGAGCUGCUCUCCAAGUUUUCUCGCCUGGGACACAGAGUGGUUUUCUCAGCUGAGGGGUUCUGCUGGCCCGACCAGCGAUUGGCCUCCAAAUACCCCGAAGUGCAUUCUGGGAAACGAUACCUGAACUCUGGAGGUUUCAUGGGGUUCGCUCCGGACCUCAGCGCCAUCAUCCAGCAGUGGAAAUACAAAGACAACGAUGACGACCAGCUGUUCUACACCAGGAUCUACCUGGACAAGACUCAGAGGACCAAGUUCAAUAUGACUCUGGACCAUCGCUCCCGGAUCUUUCAGAACCUGAACGGCGCCAUCGACGAGGUCGUCCUGAAGUUUGAGAGGUCAAAGGUCAGAUUGAGGAACGUCGCCUACGACACACUUCCUGUCAUCAUCCAUGGAAACGGACCCACAAAGCUGCAGUUGAACUACCUGGGGAACUACGUCCCCACAGUCUGGACCUACGAGCACGGCUGUGGGAUCUGUGACGACGACCUGCUCUUCUUCACCGACGUUCCUGUGGUGUACCACGAGCGCCACAUCCAGCAGUUCUGGGAGCGGUACCGGACUCUGUUCCCCGAUGCUGUCCUGGUUGGACCUGAGGAGAACCUGCAGGAGGACAAGGCCAGAACCAUGGCCAGCGAGGCGUGUCAGAAGAACCCGGACUGUGGGUACUACUUCAGCCUGGACUCAGACGUGGCCCUCAUCAACCCGGACACUCUGAGGGUCCUCAUGGAGGAAAACAAGUCUGUGAUCGCCCCCAUGCUGUCCAAACAUGGGAAGCUGUGGAGCAACUUCUGGGGGGCUCUGAGUCCUGAAGGGUACUACUCUAGAUCUGAGGACUACAUCGAGAUCGUGCAGGGGAAGAGGAUUGGUGUGUGGAACGUCCCUUACAUCACUCAGGUGUACCUGAUCAAAGGCAGCGUCCUGCGGUCCAAACUGUCCCAGGUGAGCCUGUUUGUGGACGAAGGGCUGGACCCGGACAUGGUGUUCUGCAGGAGCAUCAGAGACCAGGGUAUCUUCAUGUUUGUGUCCAACCGUGAAGAGUUUGGCCGUCUGGUGACAUCAUCCAACUUCAACACGUCCCGGCUGCACCCGGACAUGUGGCAGAUCUUCGACAACCCCGUGGACUGGAGGGAGAAGUACGUCCAUGAGAACUACUCCAGGAUCUUUGAAGAUGAGACCAACAUCGUGGAGCAGCCUUGUCCAGACGUCUACUGGUUCCCAGCUUUCUCUGAUAAGAUGUGUGAUCAGCUGGUGGAGACCAUGGAGGACUUUGGCAUAUGGUCCGGAGGAAAGCACAAGGACGAGCGUCUCACUGGAGGUUACGAGAAUGUCCCAACUGUGGACAUUCACAUGAACCAGAUCGGCUUUGAGAAGGAGUGGCUCAAGUUUCUCAAAGACUACCUCGUUCCUGUCACUGAGAAACUCUACCCCGGAUACUACCCCAAGGCCCAGGCCAUCAUGAACUUUGUGGUCCGGUACCGUCCCGACGAGCAGCCAUAUCUACGGCCGCAUCAUGACUCCUCCACCUUCACCAUCAACAUCGCCCUGAACCAGAAGAACAUCGACUACGAGGGUGGGGGCUGCAGGUUCCUGCGCUACGACUGUAAGGUGGAGUCUCCCAGGAAGGGCUGGUCCUUCAUGCACCCGGGUCGCCUGACGCACUACCAUGAGGGUCUGCCCACCACCAAGGGGACCAGAUACAUCAUGGUGUCCUUUGUGGACCCCUGACCACCUCAGGGUUUCUGUGAUGAACCUGAACGCGUCGUCUCACAAUAGGUUUUAUAUAAUUUCAGUGUGUGAUGUGUCGGAGGGGAACCUGAACGCAUCAUUGUUGGCAUUUUAAAAACAGAGUCACUUUAUUUAUCUUUGAAUCAGAACGUCAAAUGUCAGAAAAACACGUCAGACUUUGUGGUCUUGAAGGCAUCGUUGCCUGACAUUUCAAAAUAAGAGCCUAAUUUAAUGUUGAAAUCA
Molecule: messenger RNA, 2424 nt
Organism: Nematolebias whitei (Rio pearlfish)
Lineage: Eukaryota; Metazoa; Chordata; Actinopteri; Cyprinodontiformes; Rivulidae
Gene: plod3
Product: procollagen-lysine, 2-oxoglutarate 5-dioxygenase 3
Biological process (GO): peptidyl-lysine hydroxylation
Cellular component (GO): endoplasmic reticulum
Molecular function (GO): procollagen glucosyltransferase activity; iron ion binding; procollagen-lysine 5-dioxygenase activity
Source: RefSeq, a predicted model, not a curated record